Helianthus annuus (common sunflower) is the source of this 1665-nucleotide messenger RNA. RefSeq names its product oligouridylate-binding protein 1B. Lineage: Eukaryota; Viridiplantae; Streptophyta; Magnoliopsida; Asterales; Asteraceae. The transcript has 11 exons. The coding region runs from base 138 to 1412 and encodes 424 amino acids. The record is from RefSeq and is a predicted model, not a curated record. Gene Ontology annotation, molecular function: mRNA binding.
AAGUAGGAGGGUUGAUUUUGUACUUCCGUCCCGUUGAGGUUUUCUUCUUCCAUUUUUCAUUUCCCACGAGGGGUAAUGAAACCCUAAAUCACUCGAUUUUACAGGUAGUAGAGCAGAUUUACUUACAUUCGUGAAGAAUGCAGCACCAACACCAGAGAAUGAAGCAACAACAGCAGCAGCAGCAGCAGCAAACAUUGAUGCAGCAAGCUCUUCUUCAACAACAAUCUCUCUAUCAUCCUGGCCUCUUGGCUCCACCACAGAUCGAGCCAAUACCAAGUGGAAAUUUGCCUCCUGGGUUUGAUCCAAACACAUGCCGCAGUGUGUAUGUGGGAAAUGUUCAUACACAAGUGACUGAACCACUUCUUCAAGAGGUUUUUGCAAGUACUGGUCCUGUUGAAAGCUGCAAACUUAUAAGAAAAGAUAAGUCAUCAUAUGGAUUCAUUCACUACUUUGAUCGAAGAUCUGCUGCACUUGCUAUAUUGUCUUUAAAUGGAAGGCAUCUGUUUGGACAACCUAUCAAAGUUAACUGGGCAUAUGCCAGUGGACAGAGGGAGGACACAUCAGGUCACUUUAACAUAUUUGUUGGUGAUCUCAGCCCUGAGGUUACUGAUGCUAUGUUAUACACAUGUUUCUCUGUGUAUAGCAGCUGCUCGGAUGCAAGGGUUAUGUGGGAUCAGAAAACUGGACGUUCACGUGGUUUUGGGUUUGUUUCUUUUCGAGACCAACAGGAUGCUCAAAGCGCUAUAAAUGACUUAACGGGGAAGUGGCUUGGAAGUAGGCAGAUACGCUGCAAUUGGGCCACAAAAGGUGCUGGUAUUGGUGAUGAAAAACAGGCUUCAGAUUCAAAAAGUGUAGUGGAGCUAACAAACGGGUCUUCAGAGGAGGGUAAAGAGCCAACUAAUAGCAGUGAUGCUCCUGAGAAUAAUCCACAGUACACAACAGUUUACGUUGGCAACCUAGCCCCAGAAGUUACACAGCUUGAGCUUCAUCGUCACUUUCAUUCCCUUGGAGCUGGGGUGAUUGAGGAAGUUAGGGUGCAACGUGACAAAUAUUUCGGUUUUGUCAGAUACAACAACCAUACGGAGGCUGCACUUGCUAUUCAAAUGGGAAACACCCAAUCUAUUCUUUAUGGCAAACAAAUUAAGUGUUCGUGGGGCAGCAAGCCCACACCUCCAGGAACAAGCUCAAACCCCCUACCUCCACCAGUGCCUGCACCAAUGCUAUCAGCUGCUGAUAUGUUGGCAUAUGAACGGCAACUAGCCAUGAACAAGAUGGCUCUCAUGCACCCUCAAGCCCAGCACCCUCUCAAACAGGCUACAAUGGAUAUGGCAGCUGCUGGAGCCAGCCAAGCCAUAUAUGAUGGUGGUUUCCAGAGUGUUGCUGCUGCCCAACAACUCAUGUACUAUCAAUGAGCUUAUGCGGACUAACCUUCUUUAUUUUUUCUAGUUCUUUUCCCUUUUGUUUACUUUUUUUCCCUGUUGUAACCUUUGCAUUUGCCUCCCAAUUGGGACUGUUGUCACACUUCUAUAUAUUGCCAUGAGUAUGGAUACUUAUGGUGUAUGUUCAUUGAUAUGCGUUAGCUGGUGAUGACAUGUUUGCUCGUUUCUAGUGAACAACCGAUGUUUAUUUCGAGUGUUUGGUUAAUAUCACAUUGAAGUACCUAAA